UUCACGACGCAUCCUACCUACCUCUAGAAUUCGAACGAAAUUGAGGAAUUUAAGGGCUAUUUUUUUUAACAUCGCUACCUGAUUUUUAACGAACCGAAUUUUUUGUCGUGUACCCACAACUUACCUGCAUAAUUUGAAAGCAUGGCGAUCCCAUAUUCAUAAAGCAUUCUCAUCUCAACCGUGAUAGUUGUUAGCAAAGAAAUUAUCGCUGCGCAAUUUUGUGAAGCUUUAAUUUAUAGAUUGUGCCGAAAUAAAUAUAAUCAUGGAAGAGAAAGUCAGGUAUAAUGACCAGGACAAAUUAAAAUUGUUGAAAUUUAUUAAAGUACUUUGCUUGGAAAUAUCACAGGUUGUUGUGGAAAGUAGGAACGGUAGGCUGGUUGUUGCUAACAAGAACCUAUCUUCGGAAAAAUUUUUUUGCUUAACUUCCCCUGAGGACUCGAAAGUGAACAAAGAAACCGUAGAUGCGCUCAAAGAGGAGGGAGUAUUAACGUCUCUUGAAAAAACAAUGUGUAUAGAUGUGUCUUUGAGGACUAAUGAUGGUGAGGGUAUGUUGUUAGAAGUAUGGACUUUAAAGUUAAUUCCGGACAAAGAACCUACUGAUAUGGGACUAGCACUACAAACAAUUUACUAUAGGAUGGGAGUCAUGCUAAAAUCAGCCCUUACCAUCUCUAGGGUAACACCAGCUUAUAAACUAUCAAGGAAACAACACAAGGAAAAUUACACAAUAUCGCACAAAAUAUACAGCGGGGAGCCAAAUUUAAAUUUAUUAGGUGAACAAUACAAAGUUAUAAAAAUAAGUGAACUGAAGACGGUGUCGGGGACAAUUGUCUUCCAAGUGGUGCACCGAAUGAAAAUGACGAUAGUACAAGAAAAUCAACUCAAACCAGCCGUGCCCGCGGCGAAGCCCGAGGCAGCGAGUCCCGCCACUGAGAUCAUGGUCAAAAGCGAUCACUUCGUCACGGAAAGUCCCAAGAGAGCGCAGACAGACAAGAAGGAAAUCGACUUGUCCAAACCGCUGACUAGGGGCGCUUUUGUGGACGAGGUCAAAAUUAGGGAACUGCACGAUGCACUAAGCCAGCAAUUGCCUCCGGAACCUCCCAUGACCUGGCUUUUAGCAGAAAACGACAAGUUGGCACAGAAAAUGAAGGAACUGACAACAGCCGAGACGGCGUCCACUUCCGAUGGGCCGUCAACGUCCGCAGCCGCGGCAGCCGCUGACAGAGCUUCGACGUCUGACGCUGGCGAGAAGCCGGGCUGCAGCUCCGAAGCCGCCUCGUCCAACAACCGUGUUGCGAGCAAGGCCAUCGAGGUGCCCAGAGCGAAGAAUGGAGACAAGUAUUCUAGUCUUAUGGACUUCGCGUUCGCGGACGGCAGCCCAAUGGCGGAGCUGGCCAACUUCUACCACGAAUGCGUGCAAGCUAGAUCUGUGAGCGACGAGUGGACAGACUUGGCUGGGGAGAUCUCCCAGUCUACAGACUCCGACUCACUGUCCCAGCAGCUCAAGAUGUUCGAGGACGCGGUACCCGAAUUUGAUAGCAUGGUCGCUUCCAUGAUGAGCAACUCUGAGAACUCCGAAGAUUAGAUCUGUAAUGCUAGAACAUUCUAGAAUUUAAGAGAACCGUGGACUGUUUAAUUGUCGCUUUAAACUUAGGUUACGUUCUGAGUUUGUCGUUUUAGUUGUACAACGUCAAAUGACUGGUGGUUGAUUUUGUUCUAUCGAUCUGAAAAUCGAUUGAAGAUUUAAUCAAUCUUUUUUAGCUCGAGGCUUGACUCCCUUAGGAAUUUCUAAUAUUCCUUCCUUAGCGGAUGUCUUUAUAAUAAUUGUUUUAUGUUACGAAAUUGACUCUGCGUUGAUAAAUAUAUCAGUCGCCUUAAAAAUAAACGAAUAUAUUUUUUUUUAAUGGAGAAAUUAGGACUGUGAAUGUUGUGACGUUUAGGUAAAACUAACAACCAUUAUAUGACUAGUUUAACAAUUUUUAAGAGUUAAGCUAAAGAUACGAGAUCCAGCAAGUAGCCUUGGUGUGCGCCGGAGUAGACCAAAGGCGAAGGCACGGGGCGCGAUAUACGACUUCCGCACGUCACAAUGUUCAUGGCGCGAAAAUGGGAUAUCAAAUAAGUCUAUAUUUUCAUUGCUUCGUAAAACCUCUUUACUCUAGGAAACAACACUUUCUAUCUAAUUUUCGGUCACUUCAACUACAAGAAUGCAAUAAAUUUUUAAAAGUAAAUUUUAUCAUUUGACGAAGCUAAAGUAGCUAAUUAUAUUUGCAAUAUUAGUUUAUAGGUGACUUUACUUGAAAUAAGCUGACGUUGCUUCCUUGAUGUUAAUACAUAUUUUAUCCUGCGACUUUCAGAAAUUUUACUUUAAUUGACGUUAUUGAUUUUAUCCUAUGACACAACUGAAAAAUUCGCGAAUUCCCAUUUUAGAUAGAAAGUAAUUUCCUAGAGAAAGGGAGGUGGAGGAGGACUGAAUUGACUUUUUUCUAUUCCCCGCCAAAGCGCAUUUGUCCAAAAACUUCAGUUAAUACUAAUAGAACGUCGAUAGUGUUACUGGGAUAGUGUGACUACCAACACUAAUAACACCAAAUGUAAAAAAUAAAACAACUCUUGGUACAUUUGUUUUUACAGGCCCGACAUUAUGCUACAUCUUUAAGUAUAUGCCGAAAAUAAAAUGCCGGUAAAGGAGCGAUUUUGAGUAUAAGUAUGCAUGUAUUUGAGUGUAUGUAUGUGCGUGUGGGUGUGUAUGGGUAUGUAUGCAUUUGAGUGUCAGUAUAGAAUGUGGGUGUGUGUGUGCGUGUGUAUGUGUGUUCCUGUGUAUUUGGAUGUAUGUAUGUGAUUUUUAUGUUAAUCUAUACUUAUAGAGUCGUACGACUUUGCCAAUUUAAUUUAAACGAGAUAUAUUUUAUAUUUAUCCUCACGUACCUUUUAUUAUAGACGUCUUUAAAGUCUCCCGUUACCUUCCGGAAAAAAUCCUUUAUUGGCAGAUCAGUGAGUGAAUUGGUGUUUUUCAUUUCUUGUCUAAACAUCGAUAACAUAUUGUUUAAACAUCGAUAACAUUUACAACAUACCUAUUAUAAAGUAUUAACUACAAAUGUAUCAAGUUAAGUUUAUUUUUAAUGUCUAUUUGCAAUGAGAAUUAAUUGCAAUUCAGUACAAAAUUGAAGAAAAAAAGAAAAUUACAACAGUAUCUUUAGAACAUCAUAAAUGGAAGGAACAUUAGAGAUAAAACCUUAGAUUAAAUAUGUAGUGACUAGUUUCAUUACUUUAUUGAAACAUAGUCUAUAGCUAGUCCAGCUAUAUGCGAUGCGAAUUAAAUCAUUUAUUAUCUUCUAAUGAUUUGUAGAAAUAAGCACAAAAUAUAUCCUAUUCUCUGCCUAUUCCAUAGAAGAACUGGUGUGAUAAUUAUGUAUGUAUGUAAGUACAAAGUAUCUUAAUUAAAUUCAUGACUUUGAGAAUAGUAUCUUUGACCUUUUGUAAUUGAUGUAACAUAAUGUUUUGAAAUAUUCAUUAUAAGAUUUUAAAUAAUUUAUUUCAUGUGUAUGUUCUGAAGUUUUGGCCCCAUUUUGUAGGUAGUAAAUUUCACAUUGAUUUAUGCUAAACAUACCUGACUUGAUCUCGAUUCCAUAGAAAUUUCCUAAACCUCUGCGUAGGUGUAAGUGGUUUUAGGCGUACCUAUUGUCCAAAAUGUAAAACAUCUGAACAUUUUCGACAUACGAAAUCCUGCCAAUAUUCCGAAUCGUCGGUCCAUUUUAUAUGAAGCAGUUAGUGGGGCCAAAAUGCACCUACAUCAUCAUCUGUACAAAAUUCUAUAGAAUCAUUGUAAAUGACAUUGGCCUAUUUAUGUAUGUGAAUAGAAUCGUGAUGUGAUGAAUAUGACAUGUGUGAUAUCAAUCAAAGUUAGCUAUGUUGAAUUGUAUAACUUUAUCGAAUUAUAUGUAUAACCUGUCAGGUGUUUCCAUAAAAGGAAAUUAUAAUAAUAUCAUGAUUUAUUUUAAAAUUACAAUUAAUUUAUUGAAAUCAUGCAAAUUUGUGCCCAUUUUCAAUUAUAAUAAGCUUUUUAUUUAAUUUACGGGUAAUUCGAUAAGCAUUUAUACAUGGUUACCCCCAAUUUAAUUAAUAAUGUAUGUAGACGAGCCUCUGAAUAUCUUCUGAAUUUUUGAUGUGGUAAUCUAUUACUGUAUGAUAAAUUUAGGAGAAAUAUAUAUUUUAUUUCAAAUGAUUGUGCUCAAAUAUAAACGCUUAGUUACAUAAAAGUAUUUUAAAAUUCCAGAUUGUAUUCCUCAUCGUAAAAUUAAAUUAAUCAGUCAUAUUUUCAUUUUAAUCUAAAUUAAGUAUUCUCACUGAAGAUUUUGCUGGAAAAAUUAAUUUCAACUUUAGCAUGUGCAACAAGGCGCAAAAAGUUUCAAAAUAAAGUAGGCGAUAUAUUUUUAUACAUUUAUAAAAAAUAUUGAUUUAUAUUAGGCUCUGUAUGUUCCGCUUUUUCUUGUUCUUAAUCAAGUUAAGCUCUAGUGUUAAAAUAAUCUAUGAAAAUUGAGUCUAUAUUAUCAUAAAUUAUAUUCAAAUAUACAAACUGUUGUAUAUGCCAUCUAGCUAGGAAAUUAUUUUAAACAAGAGUUCCAAUAGUCUGUAUUAGUUCACCUCCUAUAAAAACAAUUGAAGCUUGUGAGCGCAGCGGUUCGAAUUAACUAAAGCUGUUAUGUAUGAUGCGAGGUCUUCUUUCUCUCUUCUCUUUGCAGUUGACCACAGAGUAAAGGGGUGAGGGAAGUCUAUACAUAUUGCAUGUCAGCUUCCGUGAAUCGAUCCUGAGCCCCCUUGUUCAUGACCGUUGACAAGAAUCAUUAAUAUAAUACAUGUUCUAUCAAGGUUCGUGAAUAAGCCCUUCAUAUCAAGCUCCGAAUCCUAAAUUGUAGCCAGACUGUGUAUGAUGUCCAAUGUCACUAUCACUUCGGCAAUCAUAGUCGGAGGCGUAACAAAAUGUAUUUACAAAUUUAUAGUAACAUGUUUAAACAAGAAUUAUAAUUAAAAAUAAUUAUUUAUAGUCGCGCCGUUCGCGGUAUUAAUUAAAUCUGAACGCUUUAUACUAAAAACAAUAGCCGACAUUCCGUCCACUUGGAAAACCGCAAAUCUGGACUAGGUUUUAAUUAGUUUGACAGUGGACAGCGUUAAGGCUUUGCGUUUAAUUUACUGUGCGACUAUAAAACCAGUUUAUUAUUAUUUAGCCAUAAUGUGUUCAACGGCUAGACAGAGUAGGUAAUCUCAAAUAUUAUAAACUCUGUUAAUAUUGCAUUAAAAUAUUUGUACUUAUUACAACCAUUAUCUCUCUAUUGUUGAAAAAUAUAGUGAACUUUUAAACAUCGUUUGAUCAUAUCAAAUGUAAUUCCUAUAUUUAAUUGUCCAUUAGAUAUUUCAAAAUAAAUCUACUUCAAACAAUAUAAUUACCUGUCGCAAGUCUGCCAGAGUCUCUGAUAACCCCGUAAUACAUGGGAUAUGAGUUGCCCAACUCCAAAUUUCAUUUUGGUUGCAUGUUAUCAUUAAGAGUGCCUUAUAGUCAUCAGUUUGAUUUUCUUAUAAUUUUUAGUGAUAAAAGUGCCAAGAUUUUUAUUUUUAUAAUACGUCAUUAGGUAUUUUUUUAAGAUACUCAAAUCAAAAUGAAAUGCAUUAAUGUUUAAAAAAAGGUAGGCUAAUACUUGUUUCAUUAUUUCUAGAAUAAAGUGAUGUAAUAGGUAACAACACUAUGCUAUUAUUACAAAUAAAUUAAAUAUUGUGUA
Messenger RNA from Amyelois transitella, 5765 nucleotides. Its product is annotated as autophagy-related protein 13 homolog. The record is from RefSeq and is a predicted model, not a curated record. The coding region runs from base 263 to 1582 and encodes 439 amino acids. Gene Ontology annotation, biological process: autophagosome assembly; piecemeal microautophagy of the nucleus; protein localization to phagophore assembly site. The transcript is spliced from 6 exons. Gene Ontology annotation, cellular component: cytosol; extrinsic component of membrane; phagophore assembly site. Lineage: Eukaryota; Metazoa; Arthropoda; Insecta; Lepidoptera; Pyralidae.